Messenger RNA from Mercenaria mercenaria, 3185 nucleotides. Its product is annotated as poly(A)-specific ribonuclease PARN-like. Lineage: Eukaryota; Metazoa; Mollusca; Bivalvia; Venerida; Veneridae. Gene Ontology annotation, cellular component: nucleus; cytoplasm. Gene Ontology annotation, molecular function: metal ion binding; RNA binding; poly(A)-specific ribonuclease activity. The record is from RefSeq and is a predicted model, not a curated record. Gene Ontology annotation, biological process: nuclear-transcribed mRNA poly(A) tail shortening. The transcript has 21 exons. Bases 152 to 2311 code for a protein of 719 amino acids.
GUGAAAUAUUCCACGUAAAUUGAUUUUAUGUGAUUUUAAACGUAGUGAGAAAGUAUGACCGUUCUUUGAAAUAUUUUUUAUCAUUGAUGACAACGACUACCGCGAAAUCAAGGGAGCUAACUCCAAAAACACAAACACGAAAGAAGAUAUUAUGGAAAUAACACGAAAAAAUUUUCAAGAGUCUCUAGAAGUUAUAGAAAGUGCAGUGAAAGAAGCGAGUUUCAUUGCUAUCGAUGGAGAGUUCACGGGUCUGAAUCAUGCUGGCUUGACACACACAGCUGUCUUUGAUACUCCGGAAGAAAGAUAUCAUAAACUUGUACAGGGUUCCGGUGAUUUUAUGUUGAUACAGUUUGGUUUGUGUGCAUUCAUUUAUGAUGGCAGCACAAAAAAGUAUACAGCCAAGCCAUUUAAUUUCUACAUCUUUCCAAGGCCAUUCUCAAGGGCUGCCCCAGAUGUGAGGUUUUCUUGUCAGAGCUCCAGUCUGGAUUUCUUGAUGUCCCAAGGGUUUGACUUUAACAAAUGGAUCCGGGAUGGUAUACCUUAUCUCAGACCUGUAGAUGAAGCCAGACUGAAAGAGCAGGUUAUAAAGAAACAUGAAGUUUUUGCAUCACCUGCAUUUAUCUCCCCUAGUGGAGGCUCACAGCCAGGAGGGGUUACUAAGGGACCAGUUGAUAUUCCACCAGAACAAAAGGAUUUUGUAGAUGAUAUCUGUAAGAAAGUUGAGAAGUUUCUGGAGUCAGGAGAACACGAGUCAUUAUCAUUACCACCAUGUACAGGAUUCCAGAGAAAACUUACUUACCAGUCCUUACAAACAAAGUAUGGUGGAGAACUUCACCUACAGAGCAAAACAGGUGAAAACAAGGAGAGGUUUAUUGUUGUUACAAAGGUGAAAGGUGAAGACCAGAUGAAGAAAAUGGAGGAGAGCAGACAAGCACAAGAUAUGGCUGAAAUUGAUGCAGCAGUAGGAUUUACACAUGUGAUAAAGAUGAUCUCACAGAGUGGCAAGUUGAUUGUCGGCCACAACAUGAUGUUAGAUAUUGCUCACACAAUUAAUCAGUUCAUGUACCCAUUGCCACAGGCAUAUGAAGAUUUCAAGUCAAUGUGCAGAUGUGUAUUUCCUAGACUGGUAGAUACAAAGUUAAUGUCAAAUACACAACCAUUCAAAGACCGUAUAGACAACACAGGGCUAAGUUAUUUACACCAUCUAACACAGAUGCCUCCAUUUGUCAAACCAGAGGUUGAAAUAUCAGAGGACUUGGAUAACAAAUACAAGGACAACGAGGCGUUACAUGAAGCAGGAUAUGACGCUUUCGUUACUGGACAAUGUUUUAUAUCUCUCUCAAACUUCCUAGGUCAGUUCCAGCAGCCGCCAUCUGACCAUGUGCCUCCAGCCUCCCCGCUUCUAGAACCUUUUCUCAAUAAAAUAUUUAUGAUGAGGUCAUUGGACAUACCAUAUAUGGAUCUGGUAGCAGCUGAUUUAAGUCCAUCAAGAGAUCACGUAUUUCACCUCACGUUUCCUAAAGACUGGAAGAGUUCAGAUAUUAGCCUGCUUUUUGCUCAGUUUGGAAAUGUGUAUAUUGGUUGGAUAGAUGAGGUGUCUGCCUACGUUUCUCUCCAUUCCAAGUCUGUGGCUAGUUCAGUAUUAAAGACAUUAUGCAAGAAAGGAUCUGUGUACAGACUUAUGUCAUACAACGAUCACAAGAAUCACACUCUACAAGAACAUAAAAAUCAGUACAAAUGGACCAAUCAGAAGCCAGAACACCAGUCACAUGGUCACAACCGUACACAUAGCCACAGUCACAGUCACCAUACCACAGUGCCCUCUAGUGGGCCAAAUCUAGAUGGUGAAGAGUCGGGCGGAGCAAGAAAAGGGACCAAAAGACCUCAUUCUCCAGAAAACGGUGUUCCAGUGGUAGAUACAGACAGUGGGAAAAAGAAGGCAAAGUCAUUGAAUGUGGAUGCCCCAGAGUUUCAGUCCAGAAUAACACCAACAUCCACUCCAGAGAAGGAUGAUAAUUUACAAUGGCCUGAGAAUAUCAACAGUUCAGGAAAAAAAAUUGUUCUACUGAAGCGCCCCCAAGACAAUGAGCAGCAUCAUUAUGACGGGAAAGGGAAAUACAAUGGAAAGAAAGGUUUCAGUGGGAGGAGAAACUUAGAGGGAAUGAAAAAUUUUCAUCCAAAUAACAAAUUUGGGAAGAAAAAGAACUGGAGAAAGGGAAAGAAAAAUGGGGAGCAGGAUGAGAAAAAAGAUGAAAAGAAUGAAAAACCCGAGUUUACUAUUAAAGAUGAAGAUUUUCCUCCAUUAACUUAGUGGUUUGGUUUUGAGACAAGAAAGAGGAAGACAAAUUUUUCCCUGAGCCUGAUGAUUGGUGAACUUGACCUCAAUUCACGACCCUAACAUUGAAACUGUAGAAGUGCGUUGUGCCUUUCCUGCAUACAAACAUGGAAGAUUAUAGCAGAUAUUGCGGCUUUAUUUCGAAACAUCUGGAGGAAGUGGGGAAUGAAAUGACAGAAUAAGAAUGACUUUUUGUAAUGGUUUUAUAUAGGAGGAAUAAAAUUUUGAAUAAAUUAUUCAUCGUGUACACCAUAUUACCAUGUCUACAAUGUAGUUAAAAGAAGGUUGAUAACAACAACAUAUGCAUAAAUACAUAUUUUUAGCACAUUCACUCACUCUACCUAGUCAUAGAAAUGAAAAUGGCAGGGAUUCUACGUGAUGUGUUUAAACCUUUGUUUGAAUAUUGGAACAUAGUGACCAUUACAGAUUUUUAUACACUUCCAACUCCGAAAUGCAAAUUUUGAGAUUUUUUGUCCUGUCCUGUUGCAGUAUUUUAUUUGUAUAAUGAUGCUUACACAUUGAUUAACUUAAAUGAGGUAGAAGCAUGAUUUAUUUACUGUAUGCUAAAUGUGAAUAAAUAACAAUAUAUGGAAGACACCUGUUAAAAUUGGCAGCUGAUUUAAUACAAUGGUAAUGCAUUCAGAAUGUGGUUGUUUACUUGAUGAAAUUGUAGAGCAUAUAUCAGACCCCUUCUGUCAGUUUAUCUUUCUAAACUAAGUUUUUAAUUCAAGAGUUUGUGCUUGAUAAUCCUGUUCUUUAUGAAACACUAGUACUUGUAGUGAAAGAAAUUUAUGGAUGUAAAUACUAAGUUACACUUGUAAAAAUCACUGAAUAAAUUGACAAAAUUCUG